AUGAAGGAUACGGAGGCUCAACACCCUCACUCUGACACUGGCACCUUCUUCAAAAAGUUCAAGCUCUACGGUAGCAUCAAGUGCCACGGAAACAUCCAGUUCUACUGUAGCUUCAAGCUCAUCCGUGAUUUCAAGCUCUACAGUAUUGUCAGCCUCUUCUACAUCAAGUUCCGCACCUGUAUCGAGCUCUACAUCUGCUACCAGCUGCUUCGCCACAGUCAGUACUACCGCGACUGCACAGGCCUGCGUCAAGUCUCUUCCUACUGCGUGCGAGAGCCUGUUUAG
Phaeoacremonium minimum UCRPA7 is the source of this 285-nucleotide messenger RNA. RefSeq lists its product as hypothetical. Bases 1 to 285 code for a protein of 94 amino acids. Lineage: Eukaryota; Fungi; Ascomycota; Sordariomycetes; Togniniales; Togniniaceae. The record is from RefSeq and is a predicted model, not a curated record. The transcript is spliced from 2 exons.